GCUUCAAUUUAUUUGAGUUUAGGGUCAUUUUAUCAUUCUUUUUUAUGCUUCUUGUUUUUUUCUUUAAAUAUACCACAAAAAUCUUAACUUUUAAUCAACUCCCAAAUAAAUUAUUAUUCAAAUUUUUAGAUUUAAGAAUAUUUUAAUAUUUAGUUAUUCUUGCAGAAUUAUUAAGUCUAAGCUUUUGCAUCCACAAUUUUCAAUAUUAAAUUUUUUCAGGUGGAGUUGAAAAAAAGUAUUGGAAGACAGACAUACAUGUCAGUAAGAAAUGCGAGGAAUUUGUGGACACAAAAUGAAUAGUAGAUUAUCCUCAUACUAAAAGCUUUUGCACCCAAAAUUGAGGCAUUUCAUCAUGAAGACCAAACUAGCUGAGGCUUGCAGCGUCCGUGCAAAUCAUAUAAUCAGGAAUCAAGACGAUGAGAUAAUUUAAAUUUUUUAUUUUAUUCAAUUGUUAUAUAUUAAUGUGUUAAAUUAUAUUUUAAUACGCACUUUUUAUAUUUUUCAUAAGGUAUACUCCCAAAAUAAUACAUUUGUUGCCAGAGGCAGACAAAAGAUAAAUUUAAAAGCUUUAUAGGAAUUUAAAUUUGAACCUUGAAGUAGUAAGACUGACAUGAGAAAGUAGGAGCUAACGAAAGUUAGAAGGAAAACUGCCAGAAAUAUCAAGAUCUUCCAGCACGAUGCUCCACCCCAGUUAAUAUAAAUCAAUCUUUACGUCUUGUUUCAUUUUUCACGUGUAUUGGCUUCUGCUCCGAAGAGAACCCAUCAUCUUUCUUGUUUGUAAUUUAUGUUGGAAAAUAAAGGAUUUAACUGGGAAAAUACCCCUUUCCCCUUCACAAAUCCUGCGGAAAUUAAUAAGAUUAUGAAAGAAGCAAAAAUCAUCAUUCAUUCGCCGAAUUAAUAAGAAUGAAAGGAUAUCAGGAUUUAUAACAGGAAAUUUUUUAGAUCAUCCACAUUUAUAGAAAAAUCUAAGAAUUUAUUAUUGGAAUUUCCGUUCCAUACCCAAAAUUUUUCUGCAGCUUUACACAAUGGUAUAAGCAGAAAUGUUAAACUAUCAAGUUACUUUGACGCCCCAUUUUUUCUCCCCAAUUUUUUGCCCUAUGUUUGUACGGAAUGGUCAAAUUUUCUCCUUUCUUUCAUCAAAUUUGCCUUUCCAUAUUUUUCCUAAAAACAAUCAAAAAGAUUAA
Molecule: messenger RNA, 1184 nt
Organism: Meloidogyne enterolobii
Lineage: Eukaryota; Metazoa; Nematoda; Chromadorea; Rhabditida; Meloidogynidae
Source: the annotation of a GenBank genome assembly